GGAGCUGACGCGGCCGCCCCGCCCCCAGACAUAACCGGCAGCCACCACCGCCUCGGUGGACAGCGCCAAGCGCAGGAGGCUCGGACCCGCGGCCGAUGCCGGGUGCCCCGCCUCCCGCUUCCCGCCUUCCCGCCAUGGCCGCGCCCCGCACUCUGGCGGCCGCUGCGCCCGCGCCCGGAAAGGCCAAGCUGACGCACCCUGGGAAGGCCAUCCUGGCAGGCGGCCUGGCGGGCGGCAUCGAAAUUUGCAUCACCUUCCCCACCGAGUACGUGAAGACGCAACUGCAGCUGGACGAGCGCUCGCACCCACCGCGCUACCGGGGCAUUGGGGACUGCGUGCGGCAGACGGUCCGCAGCCAUGGCGUCCUGGGCCUGUACCGAGGCCUCAGCUCCCUGCUCUACGGCUCCAUCCCCAAGGCGGCUGUCAGGUUCGGGAUGUUCGAGUUCCUCAGCAAUCACAUGCGGGACGCCCAGGGACGACUGGACAGCACGCGGGGACUGCUGUGCGGCCUGGGCGCUGGCGUGGCUGAGGCCGUAGUGGUCGUGUGCCCCAUGGAGACCAUCAAGGUGAAGUUCAUCCAUGACCAGACUUCCCCCAACCCAAAAUACAGAGGAUUCUUCCACGGGGUCAGGGAGAUUGUGCGGGAACAAGGGCUGAAGGGGACAUACCAGGGCCUCACUGCCACCGUGCUAAAGCAGGGAUCCAACCAGGCCAUUCGCUUCUUCGUCAUGACCUCCCUGCGCAACUGGUAUCGAGGGGAUAAUCCCAACAAGCCCAUGAACCCGCUGAUCACCGGCGUGUUUGGAGCUAUCGCAGGUGCAGCCAGUGUCUUCGGAAACACUCCUUUGGACGUGAUAAAGACACGAAUGCAGGGUCUGGAAGCACACAAAUACCGAAAUACUUGGGACUGCGGCUUGCAGAUCCUAAAGAAUGAGGGGCCCAAAGCAUUCUACAAGGGUACUGUGCCUCGCCUGGGCCGUGUCUGCCUGGACGUAGCCAUCGUGUUUAUCAUCUAUGAUGAGGUGGUGAAGCUGCUCAACAAAGUGUGGAAGACAGACUGAACCACAAGGGUCUGCGUGGGGGUUGUGCCCAGGCGCCUCCAGACCAGUUCCCUCCACCCUCUUCUCUUAAUUCCAAUGCAGUCGUGCCAAAAGGUCCCCUUCCCUUGUCCCUUGCACUCCGUGGCCUGGGCCUGUCCCCUGUGGCCAUUGAGUAUGUUUGUCCCAUAGUGUUGUGUGUCCCUUGUCCAUGUGACAC
Molecule: messenger RNA, 1257 nt
Organism: Hipposideros armiger (great roundleaf bat)
Lineage: Eukaryota; Metazoa; Chordata; Mammalia; Chiroptera; Hipposideridae
Gene: SLC25A1
Product: solute carrier family 25 member 1
Exons: 9
Coding region: 96-1061 (321 amino acids)
Biological process (GO): mitochondrial citrate transmembrane transport
Cellular component (GO): mitochondrion
Molecular function (GO): citrate secondary active transmembrane transporter activity
Source: RefSeq, a predicted model, not a curated record